Messenger RNA from Apis laboriosa (Himalayan honeybee), 2239 nucleotides. RefSeq names its product PX domain-containing protein kinase-like protein. Gene Ontology annotation, biological process: protein targeting to lysosome; early endosome to late endosome transport; endosome to lysosome transport. The transcript has 8 exons. The coding region runs from base 257 to 2008 and encodes 583 amino acids. The record is from RefSeq and is a predicted model, not a curated record. Gene Ontology annotation, cellular component: late endosome; extrinsic component of endosome membrane; early endosome. Gene Ontology annotation, molecular function: actin binding; protein kinase activity; phosphatidylinositol binding. Lineage: Eukaryota; Metazoa; Arthropoda; Insecta; Hymenoptera; Apidae.
UGAAAGAUGGGUGUUAAGCUCUAAGAGAAAUGUAAUUCAUUAAAUAAGAUUUGUGUUGAUCAUUAAAAAACAUUAAUCAAUAUCGGUGCGUCUUUUUGAAUCUGUUAUUGAAUCAUUUAAAAUAAUUGUGUAUAAUACAUUGACCAAUGUUACAAUGAUGCAAAAGUGCAUCAUGUAUGGCGACUUACGAAAAAUAUGCGCUAGCCAUACGCAGUUCGCCCCGCACGGGCUCUGCAUUCUGUCGGACUAAUGAUCAAUGGCUUUAUUUGAGAAGCGAUAUACAAAUAAAGUGCUGUUAGAUGAUACAGAAAAGCUGACGAGCGUCAUUGAAAAUGCAAGAACAAUCGACGGACAUACGGAAUAUGUGAUUAGAACACAAAGAGGUCCACUUUCUGAGAAAUUUUGGAGAGUUAGCAGACGCUAUAAUGACUUUGUUCAGCUUAAUGCAGCUUUAUCAAUAUCUGGUAUUGAUCUGGCAUUUCCUCCAAAGAAAAUCAUUGGUAAUAUGGAACCAGACUUUAUAGCUCAACGUCAAAUAGCCCUACAGAAUUAUUUAAACAAUAUACUAAUGAAUCCUAUAUUGGCUUCAUCACUUCCUAUGAAAAAAUUCUUAGAUCCAGAUAAUUAUACAGCACCAUUACAUGAAAUAGCUUUGCAACAGGUGUCAUUAGCUUUACGUAGCGAUGCAAAUUUUGAAGUUUGUAAAGCCAUUCCUGAUAUGGGAUGGCGGUUAAGAAAACAUUAUUAUACUGUAAAAAACCGUCAAAAUUCAAAACAAGAAUUAUUACUUGCAUGGGUAGAAUUUGGUCCAGAUAAACAUCUGCAAGAUAAAGACAUGCAAGGUGUUUUUAAAAGUUUAGGAACAUUAAAGCAUAAUUAUAUAGAACCAAUUGUUUAUCAACAUGUAACUGAAAAUGGAGCAUUAAUGAUAAGAAAUUUUUAUCCGAUGGGUACAUUACGUGACAUUUUGUGCGUAACUAAACCUAAACAACCAUUUAUAAAAAAGUAUGGAAAUCCAAAACAAACCAAAUCAUUAACAGUGCCUGAAAUUGCUAUGUAUGGUUACCAGAUUUUGGAAGCUUUAGGAUUUCUUCAUGAAAAAGGUUUACCAUAUGGACAUUUACAUACAGGAAAUAUUCUUUUAACACAAAAAUGUGCCAAGUUGUUGGAUAUAGAAAAUGGUCUUUUAGGUUUACCAGCAUUCUAUCGUCCUUAUGUUGUACAAAGGCGUAAACUUCAUGCCACAACUCAAGUAGAUAUUUAUUCUUUUGGACAUAUAUUAUAUGAAAUGGCAUUUGGAAGACCAUUGUUAGAAGCAACGUGUUCGGAAUUACCGUAUUGCGAUCUAACUUUAAAAAGUCUAUUAGAGGUGAUACUUUCACCAGAAGCCUUGAAACAGGAUUUACCAACAAUAUCACAUUUAUUAGAACACCCAUUCUUUGAAUCAGCAAAACAUAUUACAUUUGCUGUUGGAUCCAUAGAAAAACCACAUUUCAAAUUAAGUAGUCAUUUGAAAGAAGCUCUACAAGAAGCAGUAAACAAAGCAGAACAAAGACUAAAAGAAGAACAAAAAGUAGCGAGACAUCAAAAAAGACUUGUCAAAGUUCAAGAAAUGAUGAGUUCAGAGGAAGAAAUGAAAAAACGAAAACAGAAACUAAAGAAGGAACAAAAAUUAGCCCAAGAACAACGUUCUGCGAACCAAUUAAGUGCAAAUGGAAUAAAACAUGUAAAUGGUAAAAGUCCGGAACGUUCGGAUAGUCCUACUAGUACUUCUACAGCAACCAGUGUUGGAACUUUAACGCCUCCAUCACUGCGUUCUAUAGAUGUGCGACAAGGUGAUGGAGUUCCUGCAAAAAGUACUAUACCAGCACCUCCGUCACAGAUGCCUGCAACUAUUGAUGUGGCAAAUAAUGUCUCAAAAUUGACCAACGAACGAGCUGCUCUACUUGGAAGUAUUUGUAAUUUCAAUAAAACUAGUCUUCGUAAAGUUGCCAAUGAAUAUCAUUGAGAUAAAAGGAAAUAAUAGACACAAGAAUGAAAGAAAUAAGAGAAAUGAAUGAUCAUAUUAAUUUAUCAAAAGAGGAUAAUGUAUGAUCACAAUCUAUACCAAAAGGAUAUUAUUUUUUUCAUUGGAUCGUGAGAUUUUAUUUCGAUCGCGAUACUUGUGAAAUCUAUAUAAAUAAAUAAAUAAAUAAAUAAAUAUAUAUAUAUAUAUAUAUAUAUAUUUAAAUUCUAUACA